Molecule: messenger RNA, 1026 nt
Organism: Taeniopygia guttata (zebra finch)
Lineage: Eukaryota; Metazoa; Chordata; Aves; Passeriformes; Estrildidae
Gene: THOC7
Product: THO complex subunit 7
Biological process (GO): mRNA processing; mRNA export from nucleus
Cellular component (GO): THO complex part of transcription export complex
Source: RefSeq, a predicted model, not a curated record
CAGGCCCCAGCAGCCGCCGCCUCCCCCUCCAUGGCCGCCGCUCUCGCCGGCUGCAUUGUGGGAAGCUGACCUCACUCGCUGCUGCCGCCGCCCCGCCGGCUCCGGCACUCGCCGCCAUGGGGGCCGUGACCGACGAUGAAGUUAUCCGCAAGCGGCUGCUGAUCGAUGGCGAUGGAGCUGGCGACGACAGGCGGAUCAAUUUGUUGGUGAAGAGUUUCAUUAAGUGGUGUAAUUCCGGAUCUCAGGAGGAAGGAUAUACCCAGUACCAACGAAUGCUGAGCACGUUAUCACAGUGUGAAUUUUCAAUGGGAAAAACUCUUCUGGUGUAUGACAUGAACCUGAGAGAGAUGGAAAAUUAUGAAAAAAUCUAUAAGGAUAUAGAAAACAGUAUAGCUGCAGCCCAUGAGAAGAUCUCUGAAUGCAAAAAACAAAUCCUGCAAGCAAAAAGGAUUCGAAAAAAUCGCCAGGAAUAUGAUGCAUUGGCCAAAGUCAUACAGCAUCACCCAGACAGACAUGAAACACUGAAGCAGCUAGAAGCUUUGGGAAAAGAACUGCAAAAUCUUUCUCACAUUAAGGAAAAUGUUGAAGAUAAGUUGGAGCUGAGACGGAAGCAGUUCCAUGUUCUUCUGAGCACCAUCCAUGAACUUCAGCAAACCCUGGAGAAUGAUGAAAAACUUUCAGAAGCUGAGGAAUCACAAGAAACUCAGAUGGAAGCAGAGGCCAAGCAGUAGAUGUCAUAUGAAGACUGACAAUUACUUCAUAUAAGUAUCUUCACUUUCUGUUGAGGUCAACAGUAAGAUUGAGCUGGAAAUUGUUUUCUACUGCUUCUGUGAAUUUUUAUACAUGUUUUGCAUAUGUUUCAGGGGAAAAGAGUUGCAGAUGUUUGCAGGCAGUCACUUGGUGAUAAUCCACAAACUUUGUAAUUUGUGACAAAUAUACUUUGUUUCACAAAGGAUGAAGCUUUUACACCAUACUUGUGAACUAAGGUGCUUGUAACACUUUGCCAAUAAAAGGUGUUUUCACAGA